Adineta ricciae is the source of this 4023-nucleotide messenger RNA. The record is from the annotation of a GenBank genome assembly. NCBI's taxonomy places the organism in Eukaryota, Metazoa, Rotifera, Eurotatoria, Adinetida, Adinetidae.
AUGGCAUUGACAUCGCAUCAAAACAUUCUAACAACCUAUUACACAAAUAUACUGCUUCCAAAAUUUCGUGCACUCAAUGCAUUACCUUCAGCAGUACAUAAAUGCGGCCAGCAAUGUGUUCAAUCAGCAGAAGAGAACUUCUGUCCAAGCCAAAUUCGAUCUAAUCCAUUUCUACUUCCAUUCGAAUGUCAAUGGUCAAUCGUUGACAGUAAACCUCGUGGCUAUCGAACACCAUGUCGUCGAACACUUUAUUCUCUCGAUGAUAUUGAACAAUAUCUCUAUCGAACGCAGUCGAAAUUAUCCAUUAAGUACUUCAUCGAUGGCGUUUUGACCCGUUUUAAGCCACCAAUCGAUAAUCAGGACAAAAACUACAUCCUAUCAGAUGAUCUAUCCAACGGUCAGGAAAAUGUUCAAGUCUCUGUAUAUAAUGAUGUUGAUAAUGAGAAACCAGAUAGUUUUGUAUAUAUUACGAAAAUUCAACCGAUUAACAAUCGAAUUGCUGCAGCAAUCAAUGACACAAAUAUGACUUCGUGCUGUGAUUGUACUGAUAAUUGUAGUGAUCGAAUGAAAUGUGCUUGUUUUCGUAAAACAUUGACUCAAGCUCAAGUCAAUCGUGAUCCGUUAGUCAUGGAGAAGGAAAAAUACCGCUACACACAAUCUCAUAUGUUGAAAACAACAGGCUAUCAACGAAAACGUUUACUGAAUUCUAUAUCAAGUGGUAUUUAUGAAUGUAACUCGAAGUGUUCAUGUCAUCGUGAACAUUGUUCGAAUCGUCUUGUCCAACAAGGCGUAUUUGUACAUUUACAACUAUUCAAAGACAAAUUGAAAGGCUGGGGCUUACGUGCGUUGCAUGAUUUACCUCGUGGAACGUUCGUAUGCCAAUAUAUUGGAGAAUUAUUGACAUCAGAUCAAGGACAUGAACGUGCACAGACAAUGGAUGAUAAGUAUCAAACGAGUUUAGAUAUAGUGAAACAAGUUCGAUAUGAAAUUAGCAAUGAAGACGACAUCGAUGACAAUGAUGACGACGAUGAAGAGCCGUAUGUGAUUGAUGGAAGUCUAUACAGCAAUUUGGGAAAGUAUUUCAAUCAUUCGUGUGAUCCGAAUAUGUUUAUUCAGAAUGUUUUCAUUGAAUCACACGAUUUGCAUUUCCCAAACCUUGCUCUGUUUACUCACACACACAUCAAAGCUGGCCAAGAAUUGACUUGGCAUUACAAUUGUGAAUUGCUACCCGACCGCGAAGUGAAGUGCUUCUGUGGCUCAAAAAAUUGUCGUGGACUCAAUCGUUCAAACCUGGCGACUCCUUUCUUUCUUCAACAAUCUCGACAAAAUUCAACAAGAGCGAACCAUAAAACUCCAAUUCAUUCAUUGAUAACCAUCUUACCUAAUGCGUCGCUAUCGUCGUCACAAUCAACUGAUGAAUCAUCGAUACCAGCAAUACAUCAGUCGGACAGUUCAGCAAAUACAUUACAAUUGUUCCGUCGAAUGUUAUCAAUAAGACGAUCAUCAAGUACAAAACCAUCGAUCUACCAUUCAUACAAUUUGCGUGCGUUUGACGUCGCGCGCGACCAUUAUGAAAUCACCGUGCAUUUUCUUGAUGAUACCGAACGAACUUUUCAUGUUGAACGGCGAUGUAAAGGAAGCGAUGUAUUGAAUGAAAUUUUCGAUUAUCUGGAUUUGACUACUGAAAGAAAGUACUUCGGCUUACUGAUUGAAGAUUUAACACAAGAUUUUGCUUAUCGGUGGCUAGACGCGACGAAACCGUUGAAAAAACAAUUCGCACCAAAUAUAACCAGUCAUCAUCUGUAUUUCAAAGUUCGCUUUUUCUUGAUCGAUCCCACGACACAGACCGAUGAUGAAUUUACGAAAUAUUUGUUUGUAUUACAAAUCAAAAAAGAACUUCUCAGUGGAAAAAUUUGGUGUCCGCGAGUCGUGGCAAUCAGAUUAGCAAGUUACAUUGUGCAAAGUGAACUGGGUGAUUACGAUGUUAAUGCACAUCACCAUGGUUAUUUGAAAGACUUUCGUUUUGUGCCAUUUCAAAACAAAGAUUUCGAAGAUGAAGUUGAACUUUAUCAUAAACAACAUCAGGGUCAAUUGCCAGCGGAUGCUGAAAGUAAUUAUCUUCGUAUUGCAAGUUCGUUGGAUAUGUACGGCGUUGAGUUGCAUAAAUCAUCUGUGAAAGUAUCUCAUACAAAUGGAGGAAAUUAUAAUUCUACUGUGGAGUUAUAUGUGGGUGUAUCGGCUAUGGGAAUAUCUGUCUUUCAGAAUUCGACAAAAAUCAAUACAUUUGUAUGGGACCAAAUAACCAAAAUAUCGUUUAAGCGUCGGACAUUCUACGUUCAACUUGUGAAAAGUAUGGAGUUAUCAGAUGAUAAUUCAAUCGUAUUCACACUACGUAAUUAUCGUUGUUGUAAAUAUCUAUGGAAAUCAUGCGUCGAUCAUCAUACAUUCUUCCGUUUAACAACAACGGCGACGGCUGCUGGUGCGUCCUCAUCACCCAAAAGAUUAUUUUCAUUUUCGAAUAAACUUCGUCAAAAGAACGAGAGUUCCAACCUGCCAUCAAGUUCUUCACUCAUGGAAACAAUCGAGAAGAAACCAAAAGUAUUCGAAAGAGUAUCAAGUCAACGAAAUAAAGGUGCAAUCAACGAGAAUCUUCCUUCGACAGAAAGCUCCGAUGAACCCACGCCAAAACUUGUUUAUCUUGCGAAUAAUACAUCGUCAAUAGCUCCGCCAAAACCUCCUCGGUUAAUCUCUAAACAAUCGCUAACGACUAGUGUGAUUCUGGAAGCAAAUGAAUAUAAGCCGAAAAAUGCGACGCAAUCUCGUGAAAGUCUUCAAAAUCUUCCCGCAACGAACUGUUCGAUGUCGUGUAUGACGACUGAUGCUACGCAAAUCAAACUAACGCCAGAUGCUGAUGGUCGAUAUGGUUUUAAUAUUAAAGGAGGAGAAAAUGAACAAACACCAACUGUUAUUUCGAAAGUGGCACACAAUACACCAGCGAGUCGAGCUUUGAUUCAUGAAGGUGAUAUCAUAUUGGCAAUUAAUAAUAUUGACAUUCGAAAUCAUUCACAUGAUCAAAUCACCGAGAUGGUUCGGCAUUCACGUGAACGACCCUCAGCGGAAUUAGAAUUAUUGAUGAAGCCGCGAGAAGAACAAAAUUCAUUAGAAAAAUCAGUAAAAGUCUUACGUAGUGAUUUGAAAUCUGAACACUUAGUUGAACAGUACGAGGCACUUCAACGGCGAAAGGAUGGCUUUACAUUCGAAAUAAGUACCAAUCAAAUAAACUUUUACCGCAAUCGUUACAAAGAUGUGCUACCUUACGAUCAAACACGUGUUAUUCUCAAAACAAGCCUUGAAAAUGACUAUAUCAAUGCUAGUUACAUCAAUAUGCCAAUUAUUUCGACUGAUACUGUCAAUCGUUAUAUUGCUACUCAAGGACCAUUGCCCACAACCUGUGAAGCCUUUUGGCGAAUGGUUUGGGAACAACAAUGUACAUUAAUCAUCAUGCUGACGACAUUGUUCGAAAAUGGACGAGUUAAAUGUCAUCAAUACUGGCCGAAUGUUUUGGAGACGAGUGAUUAUGGACUAUUUCGAAUCCGUUGUAAUCGUGAACGAAAUGAGAAUAAUCUUAUGUAUCGUGAACUGAUCUGUUCGAACAAGGAAAGUCAUGAAGAACGAAUAAUCUAUCAAAUUCAGAACGAAAUUUGGCCUGAUCAUGGUGUUCCUACCGAUUAUGCAUCUUUCGUUGAUUUUGUCCUAGAAAUACGUGAAUUGCGAAAAGCAAAUAAACAUUUACCAAUUCUCGUGCAUUGCAGUGCGGGAAUCGGUCGAACAGGUGUCCUCAUCUUGGUGGAGACAGCUCUAUGUCUUAUGGAGAAUAAUCAACCUGUUUUUCCAUUAAACAUCGUUCGACAAACGCGCGAACAACGUUUAGGAAUGAUACAAACAGCUAGUCAAUACCAAUUCGCGUGCGAAGCUAUUCUUUACGCUUAUGAUCACGGCUUGAUUGAAAUCAACAGCAAUUAA